CGCAUGGAUUGGGAUUUAUUGACAUUCCAAGUAAAGAACACAAACCAAGACAUUCUGCGCUAUCUGUCAUAUAUUGACCAAAGAUCUGGAUACAGCCUACGAUUGAAUACGACACAUUUGGUUGUUCGCUGUAUAGGCCACUUUUAGUUUGGUUAUGUUUUUACCACUACGGUCGUGAUUGCAGUAGGCUAGUAUUGACACCCUCAGUGGACGGACGCGCCUGAUCAUCAUCCGUCGGCGGAAUUGUUCGCUGACAGAUGGAGGACGACAGAUGGGAUCCUCGGGAUGUGCAACAAGGCAGCGAGGGAUAUCAUGGAAAAUAGGGCAUUCCACACCAAAGGGGAAUACCCCACACACAUUCGAAUUAAUUGAGGUCAUGGGCAUGGCGGGUCGGAUAACAUAUCUCUCCGGUUGGUAAAUCACACUCGGUCGUCAUCUGCGUAGCCGGCUGCGAUUUAUCUGGUGAGAAACUUUCAUUGCGAGCCAGCUUUCGCUGAGUUAUCUCCGUCUAUAGCCUAGCCUAUCCACCGGGGUGUUCAAAAAUCAUGGUCGAUAAUCGCUACGCCACAGCUCUUGUGAUCGCCUGCGUCCUGAGCAUCAUUGCAACGGUGUACCUAUCCGUGGCCGUGGGAACGCAGCACUGGUACCAGUAUAUCAGCCCGCCUGUUUACGGCGAGGCUAAUGCCUCAGAGCUUCGCGCUCUCCAGGAAGAAUUCAUUGAUGGCGAAUUCGAUGAAAAGACAUACAGCGACUCUCUCUUCCGCCUCAACGGGACAGUGGGUUUGUGGUGGCGCUGCUUGCAAGUGCCUACAGAAACCCAUUGGUACAAAGAACCAGACCCUAAAAUGGUGAUGGAGUGUGUCAGUUUCACUCUGGCACAACAGUUCACACCCAAGUACAAGGAGCCAGGGAAUCACAACAGUGGAGAGGACAUGAUACGGACCUACUUAUGGAGGUGUCAGUUCCUGCUUCCACUGGUGUCAUUGGGGCUGGUGGUGCUGGCAGGCAUAAUAGGCUUUUGUGCAUGUUUAUGUCACAGUCUUGCCCCCACACUUGGGAUUGGGGUGCUCCAUCUAUUGGCUGCCUUGUGCACCCUGGCCACGGUCUGCUGCUACCUGGCCGGCAUGGACCUGCUGCAUCGAGUGUCAGUGCUGCCCGACCGCGUGGACGCCUCCCUGGGCUGGUCGCUCUACCUGGCGCUCAUCUCCUCUCCGCUGCACAUGAUGGCCGCCGCCCUGCUUGUGUGGGCGGCACGCAGCCACAGCCAGAACUACUACCGCAUGACCGCGUACAGAGUAGCAUAAAAACACACAAACACUCCACCCACGCUUCACCCCCUUAGGGCUUCUACACACCUGACGCACCCGACCGGUAGUGCGACAACGUGACUCUUGCUGGCGCGCCAGGAUUGAAGCCAGGUAGCGUGAGGUAGCGCACCUCUCAUUUUUUUUCAGACGAGCGCGACAAGGCGGAAACAGGAAGAUGGACUAGUUCGAGGGCAAGCGAGAGUUGCAGUGUUUUGUUACAGUCGUGAAUUUUUAAUAGUUUGUUGGAUAA
Molecule: messenger RNA, 1557 nt
Organism: Alosa alosa (allis shad)
Lineage: Eukaryota; Metazoa; Chordata; Actinopteri; Clupeiformes; Clupeidae
Product: claudin domain-containing protein 1-like
Exons: 4
Coding region: 546-1304 (252 amino acids)
Cellular component (GO): membrane
Source: RefSeq, a predicted model, not a curated record